Messenger RNA from Thlaspi arvense, 426 nucleotides. The record is from the annotation of a GenBank genome assembly. Lineage: Eukaryota; Viridiplantae; Streptophyta; Magnoliopsida; Brassicales; Brassicaceae.
AUGAUAAUGAGAACUGCAAAUCAUGAAGCUGGCAUGUGCCUGAUUGUUUUGACCCAUGAACAUGCUGAUGCAGUUCUUGGUCUGGAUGACAUUCGUGUUGUGCAGCCAUUCAGCCCUACAAAUGACAUUGAUCCAACCCCCAUUUACCUCUCUGAAGAAGCAAUGAAUAGUAUUGCUGUGAAAUUUCCAUACUUGGUUCAGAAAAAGCUUAAGGAAGGCCAGGAAGUGAGGAGGGUUGCACAACUUGACUGGAAGAUAAUUGAGAAUGAUUGUAAGAAGCCAUUUGUUGCAUCAGGACUAGAACUUGUUCCUUUGCCUGUGAUGCAUGGUGAAGAUUAUGUCUCCCUUGGUUUUCUUUUGGCAAAAAAAAUUUUGAGUCCUAGGAUUCAUGAUACUGUGCAACAAAGAAGCACAGCCAGGUUGUGA